This is a messenger RNA of Rattus rattus (black rat), 2028 nucleotides long. Its product is annotated as cytochrome P450 3A2. Lineage: Eukaryota; Metazoa; Chordata; Mammalia; Rodentia; Muridae. Gene Ontology annotation, molecular function: oxidoreductase activity, acting on paired donors, with incorporation or reduction of molecular oxygen, reduced flavin or flavoprotein as one donor, and incorporation of one atom of oxygen; testosterone 6-beta-hydroxylase activity; iron ion binding. The transcript has 13 exons. Bases 72 to 1586 code for a protein of 504 amino acids. The record is from RefSeq and is a predicted model, not a curated record. Gene Ontology annotation, biological process: steroid metabolic process; oxidative demethylation.
GACCUGCAGAGCAUCAGAGGCCCAGCUAGAGGGAGAACACCGAGGAGUAAUUUGCUGACAGACAAGCAGGGAUGGACCUGGUUUCAGCUCUCUCACUGGAAACCUGGGUCCUCCUGGCAGUCAUCCUGGUGCUUCUCUACCGACUUGGAACCCGUAGACAUGGAAUUUUUAAGAAACAAGGAAUUCCUGGGCCAAAACCUCUGCCUUUUUUAGGCACUGUGCUGAAUUACUACAAGGGCUUAGGGAGAUUCGACAUGGAGUGCUAUAAAAAGUAUGGAAAAAUAUGGGGGUUGUUUGAUGGUCAAACACCUGUGUUUGCCAUCAUGGACACAGAGAUGAUUAAGAAUGUACUAGUGAAGGAAUGCUUUUCUGUCUUCACAAACCGGCGGGAUUUUGGCCCAGUGGGGAUUAUGGGGAAAGCCGUCUCUGUAGCUAAGGAUGAGGAGUGGAAGAGAUAUAGAGCCUUGCUGUCCCCCACGUUCACCAGUGGAAGACUCAAGGAGAUGUUCCCCAUCAUUGAACAGUAUGGAGACAUUUUGGUAAAGUACUUGAAGCAAGAGGCUGAGACAGGCAAGCCUGUCACCAUGAAAAAAGUGUUUGGUGCCUACAGCAUGGAUGUGAUCACCAGCACGUCAUUUGGAGUGAACGUCGAUUCCCUUAACAACCCAAAGGAUCCUUUUGUGGAGAAAACCAAGAAAUUGUUAAGAUUUGACUUUUUUGAUCCAUUGUUCUUGUCAGUAGUACUCUUUCCAUUCCUCACCCCAAUAUAUGAGAUGCUAAAUAUCUGCAUGUUCCCAAAGGAUUCAAUAGCAUUUUUCCAAAAAUUUGUGCACAGAAUAAAGGAAACCCGUCUGGAUUCUAAGCAUAAGGACCGAGUGGAUUUUCUUCAGCUGAUGCUGAAUGCUCAUAAUAAUUCCAAAGAUGAAGUGUCUCAUAAAGCCCUGUCUGAUGUUGAAAUCAUAGCCCAGUCAGUUAUCUUUAUUUUUGCUGGCUAUGAAACCACCAGCAGCACACUCUCCUUUGUCUUGUAUUUCCUGGCCACUCACCCUGAUAUUCAGAAGAAACUGCAGGAGGAGAUUGAUGGGGCUCUGCCGAGUAAGGCACCUCCUACCUACGAUAUUGUGAUGGAAAUGGAAUACCUGGAUAUGGUGUUGAAUGAAACUCUCAGAUUGUAUCCAAUUGGUAAUAGACUUGAGAGAGUCUGUAAAAAAGAUAUAGAACUUGAUGGUUUGUUUAUACCCAAAGGGUCAGUAGUGACGAUUCCAACAUAUGCUCUUCAUCAUGACCCACAGCACUGGCCAAAGCCUGAGGAAUUUCAUCCAGAAAGGUUUAGCAAGGAGAACAAGGGCAGCAUUGAUCCUUAUGUAUAUAUGCCCUUUGGAAAUGGACCCAGGAACUGCAUUGGCAUGAGGUUUGCUCUCAUGAAUAUGAAACUCGCUCUCACUAAAGUUCUGCAAAACUUCUCCUUCCAGCCUUGCAAGGAAACACAGAUACCUCUGAAAUUGAGUAGACAAGCAAUUCUUGAACCAGAAAAACCCAUUGUUUUAAAGGUUCUGCCACGGGAUGCAGUCAUAACUGGAGCCUGACUUUCCCUCAAGGAAUUUUAUUGGGAUCUUCACAAAGGCAGUGUCUAAGAACAUUGAACCUUUUAAUUUACUUCAUGUAUGAAUUCCAGAUAAAACUGGGACUUAAUUGACUGCUGUUGAUACAUGGUUAAAGAUUCAGUACAUUUAUGGAUCUUUCUAAGUGUCUAUACAAAGUACCACAUAAUAAAAAGGAGUUGGCAAGUCUGUGACAGGACAGGAAAUUCACCUUUGCUGAUUCUCAUGGGACCAUCUCCAUCCACAUCUGGUGGUCUCUGUUAAUUUCCUUUGAGCUCUUUUGAUAGUAACCAUGUCUCUGUAAUUUGAUCAAUAAUAUUUUGAUGUAAAGGUGAACUAUUGUGGUAAUUCUAUUUGUAGAUUUGGUAUCAGAUGUUUUUCACUUGCAAUAUUCUAGAAUAAAUGCUACAUGGAAAGUAUCCUUUAA